Messenger RNA from Trematomus bernacchii (emerald rockcod), 1779 nucleotides. RefSeq names its product potassium inwardly rectifying channel subfamily J member 13 (gene kcnj13). Bases 254 to 1345 code for a protein of 363 amino acids. NCBI's taxonomy places the organism in Eukaryota, Metazoa, Chordata, Actinopteri, Perciformes, Nototheniidae. The transcript is spliced from 3 exons. Gene Ontology annotation, biological process: regulation of monoatomic ion transmembrane transport; potassium ion import across plasma membrane. Gene Ontology annotation, molecular function: inward rectifier potassium channel activity. Gene Ontology annotation, cellular component: plasma membrane. The record is from RefSeq and is a predicted model, not a curated record.
CUCAGUCCGGCUCCCACACCAGGAACACGCUCUCCGGGGUGACAUCAGUUUCUGCUCGGAAUUCAUCUGGGAUUUUACAACCCGUCCUCCAAGGAACUAUAGUGACACUCUUUUUCCAAUUGCUUCGGCCCCUUUGCCCACUUGGUAGACCUCAGACCAGCUCUUGGGUGAAAAGGUCAAAGGGCCCCUGUUUAGCCCUGACCGCAGCUCUAGGAUCAUCCUGACUCAACUUGCUUGAGGUCUUCCUACAACCAUGACAACCAAGUCCAACAGCAGCGUUCUGGGGGGCAAGCCUUCCUCCUCUCCUCUCUUGGCCACGCCGACCCGCCAGCGCCUAGUCACCAAAGACGGACACUGUGCCCUUCGCCCACCGCUGCGCUCUCCAGGCUCGUGGCGCAGGGCCCUGAGCAGAGCCUGGGUGCUGGCCCUGCAGGACCUGUGGGGACUGUUGGUGGGUCUGCGCUGGAGAUGGGUCCUGCUGGCCUUCUGCGCCUCCUUCCUGGCCCACUGGCUGCUGUUUGCCUGCCUUUGGUACUUACUGGCCCACCUGAACGGAGACCUGGCUGUGCUAGAUCAUGAUGCCCCCCCACUGGGUCAUGUGGUUUGUGUGAAGCAUAUAACCAGCUUCACCGCCGCCUUUUCUUUCUCCCUGGAGACACAGCUGACCAUCGGCUACGGCACCAUGUUCCCCAGUGGGGACUGCCCAAGUGCUAUAGCACUACUGGCUGUUCAGAUGCUGCUGGGGCUCAUGCUGGAGGCAUUCAUCACAGGUGCAUUUGUAGCCAAGAUUGCGCGUCCCCAGAAGAGAGCAGGAGCCAUCCAGUUCAGCCCCCAGGUGGUGGUGGGCCAACACCAGGGCCAGACGUGCCUCAUGCUACGAGCCAGCAACCUGCUGCAGCGACCUCUAAUGGACGUAAGAGUGUGCGCCGUGCUCUACGAGGAGCAUGAAGGUCAGGCCCUGCACCAAACCUCUCUGGACUUCCACUUGGAUCAUCUAGGCCAGCAGCCCUAUCCCUUCUUCAUCUUCCCACUCACCUUUUACCACCCCCUGGACCGCCAGAGCCCCCUCUAUCCUGCCCUGUGUGAGGGCACUUCCAACCAUUUUGAGUUGGUGGUCUUCCUAUCAGCCUUGCAGGAGGGAACUGGUGACUCCUGCCAGAAGAGGACCUCCUACCUGCGCCAAGAAAUCCUGUUUGACCGUUGCUUUGUGCCCGCCUUGGGGCUGGAUGCUCGGGGGAGAUACAUGGUGAGCACCCAGCACUUUGAAACGACCCACUCAAAGGAGCCUUUGAACAAGGAAUGUGUUGUGCAAAUCAACGGAGAUGGCAGCGACAGAAUGGAGUGAUGCUACGGGAGACGUCCAAUAGGAACAGAGGGCUGUUUCUGAGGGAUGACUAGGGAAGGUAACAAUGGGGUAGAUAUUUUUUGUCAGAAGGUACUUGAUUUAAUUUGGUAAAUCUGAAUUUAUGUCUUAACAUUUGAAAUUAAAAUGUUUAUCAGACAUGGGUGCUGCUUUGGACUGCCUCACUCCAAUCACUUGAAGUCCCUAGUGGUCAACCUGGGUAUUAUCUCCCACUGAUUUCUCACUUUAUAUCCAGUUGUGUUUGUUGGAUUCAUGGGCAGAGGUUGGGUUUUAUUUGCCUUGCUUUGGUCAUUGGUUCAUAUGGCAAAAUAUACUCUUUGAGUUAUUAACUGAGAGCCACAUUAUGGCUGUUGGCAUUGAGGGGCUAGAUAUUUCCAUCAGGAGUUGGUAGAGACCAACAUUUUUUUUAUUUAUAU